AGGGAGGCAGCAAACAGAGGACUGGAACAGGCUGGGAAAUGAAGCUGCACUGGGGAUAAACAAGGAAACCGGCAGAACUGUGACAGUAACAACACUAGUGGGCUCUGUUUCAUUAACUGCAUAAUCGUGAUUAAGUGCCCAUUAACAUUAACUCCGCCCAGACCUGUCCUGUCCGGACACAAGGCACAAACCACAAAGUCCAGACAUAAACCAGGCUCUGCUUUACGUUGAAGGUGCAUUCUGUCUGCUAAUGGACUGCACUGCCAACCAGUCACUUAUACCAGCUGUGCUUCUGAGAAUUUGAGUUGUGCUUUUCUGACCCCUGCCUCCUCUGACACACCCUGAGACGGUUGUACCUAAGGCCUCACCACUUCCCCUCAACUGCUCAGAGUACUGCCAAGAGAUCCAGUGAAAAUGUGGCAGAAAAAGAUCUUUCUUUUCUUUGUGAUCAUCAGUACUGUCAGUCUGCUGCUGCACCAGGGAGGGCACUGGAACUGGAACAUAAAAUCAUUCCACUUCGGCUGCCGUGCUGUCCCUCGAGGCCCACGAUCCAAAAUCACCAGUGUAGUUUUCUUGAAGACCCAUAAAACUGCCAGCUCCACCAUGCAAAACCUGCUUUUCCGAUUUGCCGAACGCCACAACCUCACUGUAGCCUUACCCGUCCCAGCUUGCGGUCACCAAUUCUGCUACCCUCGCACCUUUACCUCUCAUUUUGUCCACCCACACACCCUCCCCCCGAAUAUAAUCACCAACCAUAUGCGAUUCAACAAAGCGGAACUACAGCGAUUGAUGCCUACCAACACAACCUAUAUCACCAUUAUGAGAGAGCCCAGUUCCAUGUUUGAAUCUUUGUUCGUCUACUAUAGCCAAUAUUGUCAAAGCUUCAAAAGAGUGGCCAAUGUAUCUCUAGAAGCUUUCCUUGAUAAUCCUUGGCGUUACUACCGUGCUGAAGAAAAGGAUUCGAUGUACGCAAGAAAUACAUUGACAUUUGAUUUGGGCGGGGACAAGGACCGCCCUGCGACAGAUGAGGCGUACGCAAAAAGCUUUACCGCACAAGUUGAGCAAAGGUUUUCGCUAGUUAUGAUUUCCGAAUACUUUGACGAAUCGCUCAUCUUGCUACGUCACCUCCUUAACUGGGACUUGGAGGAUAUUGUAUAUUUUAAGCUUAAUAUGAGGACGGAAAGCUCGAAGCAGAGUUUGAACCCACAGCUUUCGGCUAAAAUUCGUGCAUGGAAUUCAGUAGAUGCCCAUCUUUUCGACCACUUCAAUGCUUCACUAUGGCGCCAGCUGUCUGCUCUAGGCUUGGACUGCGUUGCAAGAGAGGUACAACUUUUACGGCAAGCUCAAGAAAAACUCAUGAGGACCUGUUUUGCCGGACAGACCCCCCUACGCUCCGCAGCGCAAAUCAAAAACAAAGAUUUGCGACCAUGGCAACCAAAUGGUAAAGUCGACAUAGUUGGUUACGAACUGCCUUCCAAUAUUAGCGUUGGGGCUUGGACUCCACCCGAUGUUUGUCUAAAACUGAUCAUGCCUGAAAUUCAAUACACAAAAGUCCUUUUACGUUCCCAGUCAAUACGCUAUCGGCGAUCUUAUCAGUAUCGUGCGCAUCUACCGCAAAAGGCAGUCCGCACAGUAGUGGUAAGACAUCCCCAAAUUCAUCGUAUAGAGCCAAAACCUGCCGUUGUACCAGCGCCAGUAACCAAGACAACCUCAAGUCCCAAAACAUCGGGAACCCAAAGCCAGUCUGCAAUGCAAGAGCCACAUUGACUUGAAAAAUAGCAUUUAAUAGCCUAUGUUACUGCAACGUCCAGCUGUGAGACCCUGUGUUAGCCAAUGUGGAUAAAACCAGGGACAAAACGCCAAGUCAAGCAAGUGCACGGGAAACGAAGAAAGAGGAGAGGACUUGCGAACCUGAUUUGAACUUUCUAAAAUCUGUGAAACGUAGCAGACCUGGUGUGUUUCCAGGCAGUCCGAUCGCUUACCUUUGCGACACUGAAAAGAAUGGUGAAUUUGAGAGAGAAAAAAAGUUCUCUUUGAAGAAAACCAUUGUAUAGGACUAAAACAGGGAUAUCUCGACUAAUUGUUUGACACAAAAUGGACUCUGUGUUUUGCCAGUCCCUGCGGUGGUCUCACAUUACGUUGAUUUCAUUCAUUAUGGGGGCUCGCUGUCAGUCGCCUUAUUACACCACUUUUUCUCUAGCUUGUGCUGACAUAAAAAGACACUCAAAGGGACAUUACAAUCGCAUCUGUGCAUUGUAACAUCUACACAAUCCAACCACUGUAUUCCAUUUUGUUUAACUUCUUUUAAGAUGCUAAACACUUGCUUUUCAUUGGCAAAGUAUAUUGAACAAAGACAUUAUCGAGACAUUAUCAACAGGAAAAAGCCAGCAUCUUCUAUGUGUACCAUAGCCAUUGCACCUAUAACCUCCUGGACAGUUUGCAUUGAAGAAAGUGGGUGCAAAUCAUACGAAACACAAUACAAUCACUCCACUCAAAGUCAGUGAAAGAGACGGGGUUUGUACCAGCCAACAAGCAAUCCAAUCUGCUCACAAUGGCACAAAUAAAAAGGAAGAACAACUUAACAGGACAAAGACUAGAGUUUAAAUAUUUAAUAGGGUCCAUUCACUGCACCUUAUGGGUCCACCUCUUGGGUUACGCUGUUGUGCAUUCAGGUAGAAAAGGUUGAAGUGAGAGUAAGGGGGUGGUAUAUUGUAAGACAGUUCAAAAUUACCAAUACAUUCACAAAAAAGAAGUUGACUUUACAAAAAUGUGUCAUGCCAUGUUUUUCCAUUUAAUUAAUUUAUGUUGAUCUCAGUAAUCUACCUUUCUAAAUAUUGAAAUAUUAAUUUUUCAAGGGCAAAACCAAUAUUGAUUGUAAUAUUAAUGUUUAUUUAUUCACAUUUUAGUUUUGGUUCUCAACUCAUCUUAUCCAGUCAAAGCAGAAUGAGCUAACUUUGGGUUGCCAGAUCCUAUGACAAAAAAUAUUAAACUCAAAAAGGCUCUUUAUGAUGUGUUCUACCUAAUGGCAACGCAAGUUCAUUGAAUGUAUUGUUAAUUGAUAAAAUAUUUAAGUGAAAUUUAGGUGGAAAGUAUAACAACAACAUUUAUUUCAACAUCUGGAAUUGCAACAAAAUAAUCAUGUGUCCUCUUAUUUCAGUUCUCAUGGCAAAACUAAAACAAAAUCUACAUGGGAAAACGGUUGCACCUUACUAUGUCUCCAGUUCUCAGCAUUAAAGUGCAUAUGACAGGUUUUCAUGUUUUUCUAAGUAUGUGGUUUGGUGGGAUAGUGCCUGUGGUAAAUAUUUAUCAUAGUUUUACCUGUCAUCAACACCAAAAAUUCCAUCCAAUUUAUGCAUAGGAAGACAUUUUUCUGGCUGUCUAAACCUACAUUUAAGUACAUGUUGUUUUGUAUUUGUCUAAUCAAACUAUUUUAGAUAAGUUUUGGUCCUCGUUAACAUUAUGGGUGCUAGGUAACAGUUAUGGACAGUUAUUACUUAUGCCAUAUCUGCUGCCCGUGUCCAAUCAGGAAGUAAAAUAAUUUAAUAACUUAACUGAAGGGAAAAAAAAAAAAAAAUUAAACUAUGUGUUUUAGUGAAAAAGUACUGUAGCCUGUCAUAUUCACUUUAAGAAUGAAAGAAAGACAUUGAUAUGACUAUCUGCAACAAAGGGUAUUCUUCUGCUUUGUUGGCCAGCCAAGUUGGCAUUACAGGCGUGUGAAUGAUUUAUUAAACUAUAUAUUAUUUAUUAUAUUUUCUUUUCUUUUUUUGAGGAAUCCCUAGUUUUAAACGGU
Molecule: messenger RNA, 3790 nt
Organism: Periophthalmus magnuspinnatus
Lineage: Eukaryota; Metazoa; Chordata; Actinopteri; Gobiiformes; Gobiidae
Gene: gal3st3
Product: galactose-3-O-sulfotransferase 3
Exons: 5
Coding region: 415-1767 (450 amino acids)
Biological process (GO): glycolipid biosynthetic process
Cellular component (GO): membrane
Molecular function (GO): galactosylceramide sulfotransferase activity
Source: RefSeq, a predicted model, not a curated record